Molecule: messenger RNA, 1120 nt
Organism: Amaranthus tricolor (Joseph's coat)
Lineage: Eukaryota; Viridiplantae; Streptophyta; Magnoliopsida; Caryophyllales; Amaranthaceae
Product: triosephosphate isomerase, cytosolic
Exons: 9
Coding region: 155-916 (253 amino acids)
Biological process (GO): glycerol catabolic process; glycolytic process; gluconeogenesis
Cellular component (GO): cytosol
Molecular function (GO): triose-phosphate isomerase activity
Source: RefSeq, a predicted model, not a curated record
AUCAGAUGCUUUACCCCUCACAGUAUUAUUGCCCUUUUCUUAAACAAACCAACCACUCACUUUAAAAACUAAUCGCGCUCACAGAAGUCUCACAACCUAACUACGAAAAACAAAUCUCGCUGAAGGAAAACUUUCCGUCAGAUUCUUUAGUACAAUGGGCCGAAAAUUCUUCGUCGGAGGCAACUGGAAAUGCAAUGGCACUACAGGUGAGGUCAAGAAGAUAGUAGAAACUCUGAAUGCCGGAUCAGUUCCAUCAACCGAUGUUGUGGAGGUUGUGGUCAGCCCUCCGUAUGUUUUCCUUCCCAUCGUGAAAAGCUCAUUGAGGCCUGAAUUCCAAGUUUCUGCCCAGAAUUGUUGGGUUAAGAAAGGUGGUGCAUACACCGGUGAAGUUAGCGUGGAAAUGCUUGCUGACUUGGACAUUCCAUGGGUCAUUCUAGGUCACUCUGAAAGGAGAGCUUUGUUGAAUGAGUCUAAUGAGUUUGUAGGGGACAAGGUUGCAUAUGCUCUGUCUAAAGGUAUAAAGGUCAUUGCUUGUGUCGGAGAGACCCUUGAACAACGGGAAGCUGGCUCUACAAUGGAUGUUGUUGCUGCACAAACAAAAGCAAUCGCAGACCGAGUAAGUGACUGGACAAAUGUUGUUAUUGCUUAUGAGCCAGUUUGGGCUAUUGGAACCGGAAAAGUUGCAACUCCGGAGCAGGCUCAGGAGGUACAUUUUGAAUUGAGAAAAUGGCUUGAGGCUAACGUCAGUCCUGCAGUUGCUUCCAGCACAAGAAUUAUAUAUGGAGGUUCUGUUAAUGGUGCAAACUGUAAGGACCUGGCUGCUAAGCCUGAUGUUGAUGGCUUUUUAGUUGGUGGAGCCUCUCUUAAGCCGGAAUUCAUCGACAUCAUCAACUCUGCGACUGUCAAGAGCGCCUAAACUUUGGAACACUGUAUGAAGACACUCGCUGCAAACCACAUAUGAGAGAAUAAGCUAGAUUCCUAAACUUUGUAUCUUCUCUAACUAAUAGUUUUUGGCUAUCAUGUAGAUGUAGUGAAAAUAAUCGGAGUUUAUGAUUAAAUUAUGUAUUUGUUGUACAACAUUUAUCGAGUUUUCUCAUCUGAAAGGAUUUUCAGUUUUUUC